Molecule: messenger RNA, 3136 nt
Organism: Sphaerodactylus townsendi
Lineage: Eukaryota; Metazoa; Chordata; Lepidosauria; Squamata; Sphaerodactylidae
Gene: DGKA
Product: diacylglycerol kinase alpha
Exons: 24
Coding region: 295-2550 (751 amino acids)
Biological process (GO): lipid phosphorylation; diacylglycerol metabolic process; intracellular signal transduction
Cellular component (GO): plasma membrane
Molecular function (GO): calcium ion binding; ATP-dependent diacylglycerol kinase activity
Source: RefSeq, a predicted model, not a curated record
CGAUGCCCUGCCACUCUCUUCCUCUCUGCUCCAAUCAUGCUUGGCUCAAGAGCAGAGCCGUUCAAAUCGCUGUGUUCCACCAGGGGUUAAAUCCGCCAGUGGUACCUCUCCCUUUCCUCGGCUGUGCCGCUGGAGCGUUGCCCGCUCUGUGGCUGCCUGCACGGUGGCGAAAUUCCCAGUCGCUGCUCGGGAAACCAAUUGUGCCAGUGAAGAAUGUGCCGGCUCAGCGAACCGAACUGGAGAGUGUGAGAGAGGAGAGAGCAAGCGAGCAUCAAGUGGAAGAAGGAGGACACGAUGUCCGACACCAAGGAGUGGGCCACGCUCAGCCCGGAGGAGUUCACCCAGCUGCAGAAGUACAUCGAUUAUACCAACAAGAAAGUGCAGGAUGUGCUUCAGGAAUUCUACGGAGAGGGGAUGUUGUCCAGGCACCUGCAGGGAGAUUCAAUAGACUUUGAGGGUUUCAAGCUCUUCCUAAAAACCUACUUGGAGGCAGAGGAGAUCUCCGAUGAACUGUGCCACCACCUCUUCAUGUCUUUCCAGACCACUGCAGGGCAGGAUGCAGCAGAACCAACGGCGGAGUCUGCCUGUGGUUUUGUUUGCGUCAAUGACGUCUCCUGUUACUUCUCGCUGCUGGAAGGUGGGAGGCCAGAGGACAAACUUGAAUUCACCUUCAAGCUCUACGACAAAGACAGCAACGGCCUGCUUGACAGUUCGGAGGUGGAUCGCAUUAUCACGCAGAUGAUGCGCGUGGCCGAGUAUCUGGAAUGGGAUGUCACUGAGCUUAAACCGAUCCUGCAGGAGAUGAUGCGAGAGAUUGACUAUGACGGCAGUGGCACCGUGUCUCUAUCCGAGUGGCUCCGUGGCGGUGCUACCACUGUCCCCCUUCUGGUGCUGCUGGGGCUGGAAGCUACCAUGAAAGAUGAUGGACAGCACUUAUGGCGCCUGAAGCACUUUAACCGCCCAGUUUACUGCAACGUGUGUGAGACACUUCUGUUGGGCUUGCGCAAGCAGGGACUGCGCUGCACCUUCUGCAAGUUCACCGUUCAUGAGCGCUGUGCCCGCAAGGCCCCACCAAGUUGUAUCAGCACUUACGCCAAGAGCCGCCGCGACACUAGCGCCCAAGCCCAUGUCUGGGUCAGAGGUGGUUGUGAUGGCAAUAAAUGUGACCGAUGCCAAAAGAAGAUCAAGAGUUUUCAAAGCCUGACAGGCAUGACCUGUGCCUGGUGCCAUCAGAAGAUCCAUGACGAGUGCCUGAAUCUCAUGUCUUCAGAGUGUGACUGCGGGAUCCUCAGGGACCAUAUUCUGCCACCUUCAGCAAUCUACCCUGUUGUUCUGGAGAGGCAGAACAGUCAGAAGAAUGGAGUCUGCGGGACCCCUUCAGAAGAGCCGCCUCAACCCUUCACCACCCCAGAGGGACAGGCAUUACGAAUCAUCCCAGUGCCUGACACUCACCCCUUGCUUGUCUUUGUCAACCCCAAGAGUGGUGGGAAACAGGGAGAGAGGGUGUUGCGGAAAUUCCAAUAUCUCCUUAACCCACGGCAGGUCUACAACUUACUGAAGGGGGGCCCUGGACCAGGGCUGAAUUUUUUCCGAGAUGUGCCAGAUUUCCGUAUCCUGGUUUGUGGUGGAGAUGGCACCGUGGGAUGGAUCCUGGAUGCCAUUGAUAAAGCGAAUCUUCCCAGUCGACCGCCAGUGGCUGUGCUGCCUCUGGGAACUGGCAACGAUCUGGCCCGCUGUCUUCGCUGGGGAGGCGGUUAUGACGGUGAAAAUCUGGUGAAGAUACUGAAAGAUAUUGAGGCCAGCAGCAUCCUGCAGAUGGAUCGCUGGUCAGUGCAGGUGAUGCCUGAUAACCCCCAGGAAAAGGGCGAUCCUGUUCCCUAUGAGAUCAUCAACAACUAUUUCUCUAUUGGUGUUGAUGCCUCGAUUGCACAUCGAUUCCACGUCAUGAGGGAGAAAUAUCCAGAGAAAUUUAACAGCAGGAUGAAGAACAAGCUCUGGUAUUUUGAGUUUGCCACGUCUGAGACCAUCUUUGCCACGUGCAAAAAGCUCAAGGAGUGUGUGUCUGUUGAGUGCUGCGGACAGCCCCUUGACCUCAGUGGAUCCCUUUCCGGAGUGGCUAUUCUCAACAUUCCCAGCAUGCACGGUGGCUCCAAUCUGUGGGGCGAGACCAAAAGACCCUUGGGGGAGGCAGCGGCCCGAAGCAUAGCAGGGGGGGCAGCCCAGCCCCAGGUGAUUACUGAUGCUGAAACUCUGAAGAACUGUGUGCAAGAUCUGAGUGACCGGCGCAUGGAGGUGGUCGGCUUGGAAGGCGUGAUUGAAAUGGGACAGAUCUACACAGGGCUGAAGAGUGCAGGCAAGCGUCUUGCAAAGUGCUCCGAAAUGACGCUGCGGACCUUGAAGCACCUACCCAUGCAAAUUGAUGGAGAACCUUGGAUGCAAGCACCGUGCACAAUCAAGAUAACCCACAAGAACCAGGCUCCGAUGCUCAUUGCCCCGCCUCCGCGAUCCUCCAGCUUCUUUGGCCUCAAGAAGGGACCGCAGGAGUCCUGAAGAUGCGUCAGUGUCUAUCGGGGAACAGCAGACUCUGCAGCAACUCCACCUCUGGGCCUGCGCUUGAGACGUCACGUGUCCUGCACCACUGAGGGGGAGGAAUCCUCCUCUGUCGUCGUCACACGAAAUCCAGCGAGCCAGAGAGCACUUCUUGCUGCCUCGUACACGACAAGGGGAUGGGCUGCAGCUUCUGCCGCACAGACCGGCCUUGCCAAUUCCCUCGCCUGGGGUGGGGGGGUCUCAAGACUCUCUGCCCCUUAGGCUUUGCAGUGCCCUUGUACCCAGUGUUGCCCCUUGGGCUGCCCAACUCUCCCGCCACUCUUCUCCCUUGUGGAUGCCAAAUCCUCCUUCACGGCCCGCCACACGGUCCCCUAAACGGCCAGCUCUCUCGCCCUUGUAAUCCUGCCCUUUGUAGAUUCCACCCCUCUGCACUUGAGGUAACUACUGAGAGACUGAGGCGUCACUGGCUGUUCUUCCGCACUUCUCCUGCCUCCCUUUUUAUUUAUUGCAUCUCCAUUCCGAGUCCUCCACUUACAGUUAUCAGAAGUGCCUCAGCAUAGUAAUAAAGGAUAGGGUUGUUUUUCUU